Morus notabilis is the source of this 1014-nucleotide messenger RNA. RefSeq lists its product as uncharacterized. The record is from RefSeq and is a predicted model, not a curated record. Bases 113 to 727 code for a protein of 204 amino acids. The transcript has a single exon. Lineage: Eukaryota; Viridiplantae; Streptophyta; Magnoliopsida; Rosales; Moraceae.
AUUUGUUUUUUCCACAUUGCACUACGCGUUACGUAUGUAAGAACGCAAAUUUCCUUCUUUCCUUCCCUUUUUAAGUUUUCCUUGCCGUUUUUUUCCCCCACCCUUCGAGAAUAUGGCCAUGGCGGUUCUCCGCUCUCAGGACUGCCGCGGAGGCAGAUUCGGUGACGAGUCUCUGAAGCUGACCGCCCCGUUCAGAUCGCGCCGGAAACCUAAUUUUCCGAUUCUGAGCCCCAACUCUAGCGAUCCUCAAUCCCGCCGGCGAAAGCGGAGUCCGGUAGGGUUCCAAUCAUCUCCGCAAGAUCGUGAUCCAAGUCGAUCGCGAUAUGGAGCCCUGGUGGAGAAGGCUCCAGCCAACAAUUUGGUCAUGGGACAAGUCAAGAUUCUGAAGCGAGGUGAGACGUUGAGCCUCAGUCCGGCGAGGAACAACCGCGGCGUCGGAGUUGUCGCCGGCGAGAGCAAUCGGAAGUCUACAGCGAAGAAGGUAGGAGCCGGCGCGGAUUUGGUCCUCGGAUCGACGGAUCGGUUGGGUCCGGAUCCCGAGACGGUGAAGAAGCAGGUUAGGGUUUCGAAUCACAAAGUUGUUGCUUCCGCUGACGGUCUUUACGCUGGAUCGGGGGCCUUUUUUCCCUCACCGCCGCCCAGCUCAGUGCCGCUGCCGGCGUUUCUCGGAAAGAACGACGCGGCGACGACCGAUUUGCGACGGCUGUUGCAACUUGAUUUGGCGUGACCUUGUCGAUGACAAUGAAGAAGAAGAAGAAGAAGAAUAAAAGUAAAAACGCUUUCCGGUUCAAGCUCUGCGCUUACAACUGUUCCGUUGGUGGAUUUAAGAGAAUUGGAUUCUUCACCGAGUUUUUCUGAUCGUUCAAUUUACCUCAAUUUCUUCCUUUAUUUUUUCAAGAGGAAGGUAAUUGAGUUUAAGCAGACGAUAACAUCUUCAGAUCUUCUUAUUAGCGUCGUUAGAGGAAGUUUUUUUUUUUUUUUUUUUUUUUUUUUUUUGGGGGGGUUUUUUUUUUU